Messenger RNA from Dibothriocephalus latus, 474 nucleotides. Lineage: Eukaryota; Metazoa; Platyhelminthes; Cestoda; Diphyllobothriidea; Diphyllobothriidae. The record is from the annotation of a GenBank genome assembly.
AUGUCGAACGUUCCUCCACCCAGCGGCCUCAGCUAUCAAGUUCGAAAGAAGCUCGAUGGGAAACGGGACAAACAACAGGAGGAGGAUGUAAUGACCUGGAUCGAGCAGCUAUUGGAAAUCAAAUUAGAUCGUUCCAAAAUUUACGAAGAAAUCCUCAAGGAUGGCGUCCUCUUAUGCAAAUUGAUUAACAAGAUCAAGCCGGGUAGCGUGAAGAAAAUAAACGAGAACGCGACCAUGCCUUUUAAGAUUAUGGAAAAUAUCAACGCUUUCUUGGACGCCAUCAAGGCCUACGGUGUCCCUACAGCUGAUCUCUUCCAGACUGUGGAUCUCUUUGAAAAGAAAGACAUUGGUCAGGUUACACAAACUAUUUUCGCUCUUGGCAGGACGUGCCAAACGCAUUCGGAAUACACGGGACCCACUCUAGGACCGAAACUUGCCCAGGAAAACAAACGUGAAUUCACCGAGGAACAGCUG